GCGCCAGCCCAGCUCAGUCCCGGCGCCGCGCGGCGGGGAGGACUCCAGCUCCCAGCAGGCCCUGCGCCGCGAGCGCCGAGGCAGGAGGCGCGCCUGGGCCGGCGCUUGCGCAGUGCGGCCGCCCGAGCCUGCUAGUACCACACCCCCGGGAGGGACGGAGGGGAGGCAGAAGCAUCCGAGGCAUUAAAGCAUCCGAGGGAGCCGGAGGGGAGGAGAAUGGAGUGACAGAGACACGCGGAGGGUGGGGGGUGGGGGGGAGCGUGUUGAGGGAGGGGGGGAGGGGGGACACAGAGGGAGGAAGAAGCGGCGGCGGCGGCUGCUCCUCUUUGCAGAGGGGGAAACUCUUGGGCUGAGAGCAGGAAUAAUGCGGUAGGCAAGGCGGGCUGCUGGCUCCCCCGGCUCCGGCAGCAGCGGCGGCAGCCCGAGCAGCGGCAGCAGCAGCGGCAGCACCCCAGGCGCUGACAGCCCCGCCGGCCGGCUCCCUUGCUGACCGCCGACUGUCAAUGGAGCUGGAAAACAUCGUGGCCAACACGGUCUUGCUGAAAGCCAGGGAAGGGGGCGGAGGAAAGCGCAAAGGGAAAAGCAAGAAGUGGAAGGAAAUCCUGAAGUUCCCUCACAUUAGCCAGUGUGAAGACCUCCGAAGGACCAUAGACAGAGAUUACUGCAGUUUAUGUGACAAGCAGCCAAUCGGGAGGCUGCUUUUCCGGCAGUUUUGUGAAACCAGGCCUGGGCUGGAGUGUUACAUUCAGUUCCUGGACUCCGUGGCAGAAUAUGAAGUUACUCCAGAUGAAAAACUGGGAGAGAAAGGGAAGGAAAUUAUGACCAAGUACCUCACCCCAAAGUCCCCUGUUUUCAUAGCCCAAGUUGGCCGAGACCUGGUCUCCCAGACGGAGGAGAAGCUCCUGCAGAAGCCGUGCAAGGAACUCUUCUCUGCUUGUGCACAGUCUGUCCACGAGUACCUGAGGGGAGAACCAUUCCACGAAUAUCUGGACAGCAUGUAUUUUGACCGCUUUCUCCAGUGGAAGUGGUUGGAAGGGCAACCGGUGACCAAAAACACUUUCAGGCAGUACCGAGUGCUGGGAAAAGGGGGCUUCGGGGAGGUGUGUGCCUGCCAGGUUCGGGCCACGGGUAAAAUGUACGCCUGCAAGCGCUUGGAGAAGAAGAGGAUCAAAAAGAGGAAAGGGGAGUCCAUGGCCCUCAACGAGAAGCAGAUCCUCGAGAAGGUCAACAGUCAGUUUGUGGUCAACCUCGCCUAUGCCUACGAGACCAAGGAUGCGCUGUGCUUGGUCCUGACCAUCAUGAACGGGGGCGACCUGAAGUUCCACAUCUACAACAUGGGCAACCCUGGCUUCGAGGAGGAGCGGGCCUUGUUUUAUGCGGCAGAGAUCCUCUGCGGCUUAGAAGACCUCCACCGCGAGAACACCGUCUACCGAGAUCUGAAACCUGAAAACAUCCUGUUAGAUGAUUAUGGCCACAUUAGGAUCUCAGACCUGGGCUUGGCUGUGAAGAUCCCCGAGGGAGACCUGAUCCGCGGCCGGGUGGGCACUGUUGGCUACAUGGCUCCAGAGGUCCUGAACAACCAGAGGUAUGGCCUGAGCCCCGACUACUGGGGCCUGGGCUGCCUCAUCUAUGAGAUGAUCGAGGGCCAGUCGCCAUUCCGCGGCCGCAAGGAGAAGGUGAAGCGGGAGGAGGUGGACCGCCGGGUCCUGGAGACCGAAGAGGUGUACUCCCGCAAGUUCUCUGAGGAGGCCGAGUCCAUCUGCAAGAUGCUGCUCACCAAAGAUGCAAAGCAGAGGCUGGGCUGCCAGGAGGAGGGGGCUGCAGAGGUCAAGAGACACCCCUUCUUCAGGAACAUGAACUUCAAGCGCUUAGAAGCCGGGAUGUUGGAUCCUCCCUUCGUUCCAGACCCCCGCGCUGUGUACUGUAAGGACGUGCUGGACAUCGAGCAGUUCUCCACUGUGAAGGGUGUCAAUCUGGACCACACAGAUGACGACUUCUACUCCAAGUUCUCCACGGGUUCUGUGUCCAUCCCAUGGCAAAACGAGAUGAUAGAAACAGAAUGCUUUAAGGAGCUGAACGUGUUUGGACCUGAUGGUACCCUCUCGCCAGAUCUGAACAGAAAUCACCCUCCGGAACCGCCAAAGAAAGGGCUGCUCCAGAGAAUCUUCAAGCGUCAGCAUCAGAACAAUUCCAAGAGUUCGCCCAGCUCCAAGACCAAUUUUAACCACCACAUAAACUCAAACCACGUCAGCUCGAACUCCACCGGAAGCAGCUAGUUUCGGCUCUGGAAGUCCACAGUGGAACCAGCCCAGACCUUCUCCUUAGAAGCGGAAGUACUGGAGCUUCUGCUCUGGUGGGGCUGCCAGGGGAGCCCCCCAGGAGCCGGGGAAGGAGGCCGUCCAUCCCGUCGACGUAGAACCUCGAGGUUUCUCAAAGAAAUUUCCACUCAGGUCUGUUUUCCGAGGCGGCCCCGGCCGGGGUGGAUUGGAUUUGUCUUUGGUGAACAUUGCAAUAGAAAUCCAAUUGGAUACGACAACUUGCACGUAUUUUAAUAGCGUCAUAACUAGAACUGAAUUUUGUCUUUAUGAUUUUUAAAGAAAAGUUUUGUAAAUUUCUCUACUGUCUCAGUUUACAUUUUGUAUAUUUGUAUUUAAAGAAAGUGAGAUUGAGGGUGUAUAUUUUCUGUGCAGCCACUGUUAACCCAUGUGUUCCAAGGCAUUUUAGCGGGGAGGGGUUUACAAAAAAAAAAAAAAAAAAUGUGACUCACAACUUCCAGAGCCUCAAAUGAGAAAAUGUCUUUAUUAAAUGUAGAAAGUGAUUCACACUUCACCUUUAAAGGAUUGCUUGUAUUUACCCACAUCUAUCCCUGGAGCCGUUUCCUCACAUUGGUAUCACCCUUCUGUCGGCUUGGAAUGAUCUGAACUAAAUGUUCCAGACACAUGUGGGACUUCUCCCUCCCAGCCAGAAUGUCCUCUCCUGGGGCCCUCGGAGUCGUCUGGGCUGAGCCCUUCUCCUCGAGGGGCACGCCGAGCCAGCGUUGCACCCACCUCUGUCUGUUCUUCCUCCAGGAAGCGGCUGGUGCGCAGAUCCAGAUAUUUACAGCCUGGGGGGCGAUGGGCCUCUUUCCUCCUAAGCGGGUCCUGACUGCUAAAGCCAGUGGUUUUCAAGAGGCUUGCAUUGGGGGAUUUUUGUUCUAUUUUUAACAGAAGCAUAGGAUCGUAAAGAUUCGUCAGGAAACCCCAAGUGUCCCAAAGCCUCGGGGCCCGUGGGAGCACCGGGAGGUGAGUCCGUGCGCUCAUCCUAACGGAGCACCGCUGAGUCUGUAGUGGGGAGGGAGGCUGGCCCAGGGACCCGGCGUGUCCCUGAAGCGUUCACAGGGUUUCGAGACCUUCACAGCCCCACCAAUGUGCUGGCCCCUGUGGCACGGAUGGGGCAGUCUCUCCGGGCAAACAAGAGGCCCAAGGAGAGACCGGGCCACCAGAGAGCUCAAGACAAAGUCACCCAGGAAGGUGGGGCAGAGGCAAGAUCUAUCGGACACUUCAAAGUUUCAGGCGGGAGCUCCCAGAGGACUUGGUGGCUUUGCCAGCCCAGGGGACUCUGAAGGCAGCCCCCAGACCCUUGUAGCAGGGCUGUCCAUCCCCAGGGAGCAGCUGGCCACCUCCUACUGCCUCCAUGAAGUGACCAGGGGCCAGUCUGCUCCCACCUCCCAUCCAGGGCAGGGUGAACAUUUGAUCUCACUGUCCCCUGCCUGGCUGAGUCCCUGGUAUCUGACUCUGCCACCCAGCAGCUGCCAGGGUCUCUCACCAUGUGGACCCUGCCCUAGCUGCACCUGCACCUCCUGUCAAAGUGCGGACUCACAGGCUCCACCCCAAGCCACAGAAUGGGAGUGCCUGGGAGUGGGGCCUAGGAACCUGCAUCAUGUAAAAGCUCAUCAGAUCACUCUGAUGACCCUGGAGUGUGAGCACCCCUGCAGUGUGAGCACCCCUGCAGUGUGAGCACCCCUGCUGUGGCCGUCAGCAGGGCUUUGGGGGUGAUCAUCCCAAACACAUUUCUCUGGGUGACGCAGGCAGCAUUGGAGCAUGAGUCGUGGGGAGGACAGUUGUGAGCACACCAGCCAUGAGGCCUGGUUUCCAUGCCUUCCCCCCGGACUCUACCCCUGGGUCCUGGGGCGUGCCUCUGAAAGAGUCCUGGCCUUUGGGACUGAUCAUUUUGAGGUCCUUUUACAAAGAAAUGGGGGAGAAGAAUUAGCUAAUUCUUCUUUUUAAUGUAGCAGUAUUUUUUUUGUUCAAGACCAGCUCUUGUUUUAUGAGGCUCCUUCCAUUACCUUUCUUGGGCUGAAUACAAAACAAAUACAGCCAUAUUCAAGUUUUCCAAGGAAGUGAAAAGCUCUUUGAAUGGUAUUUUAAGAUCCUUAAGCUCUUGCUGAACUUCCUUUAUCAAUGAAAAGAAGGACCGUUGUCCUAGGACGGUCACCAGCCCAAGCCACCACCCCAGCCACCCAUCCAGGAGGUUGGUUCCUUUUGCCCAGUUCAUAGCAGCUCAGUCCUUACCAAAUGGAUUCUUGGUGUUGGAAAGCAGCCUCUUUUUAUUCCUGAAAGCCAGUGCCCUGCCCGUUUGCAGUAGAGAAUCCCCAACGAGCAAGAAAGAUGACAGAAGUGUGGCUGCCAUGUUUCUAGGUCACGACAGCUCUGGUGGUACUAUCACCAGGCCUGUGCAUAGGUUCUAUGAUAACUUCAGUCUUCCAUCAUGUUCACCACCAGCCCUCCCUGAGUGCCCAGAGGAGAUGGGGGCAGAGUCACUUGGCCUGUUAAAGCCUCCUGUUCCUUCUGGCUCAUGCAUUGCUUUGUGGCAAGACAAUGGAAGUCUUUAGACCAGUGCCUUCUCCCUACUGAGUCCCCAGUCCUGUCCCUUCCCCUCCUCCAACCUUGUUUUCUAUAGCCACAUUUUUUUUUUUUUUUUGAGACAAGAUCUCAUUGUGUUGCCUAGGCUGAAGUGCAGUGGCAUGAUCCUGGCUCACUGCAGCCUUGAACUCCUGGGCCCAAGCUGUCCUCCUGCCUCAGCCUCCCAGGUAGCGGGGACCAUAGGCGUGCACCACCAUACUCAGCUAAUUUUUUAAAUUUUUUUGUAGAGAUGGGGGUCUUACCAUGUUACCCAGACUGGCCUCGAACUCCUGGACCCAAGCUAUCCUCCUGCCUCAACCUCCCAAAGUGCUGAGAUUAUAGGCAUGAGCCACUGUCCCUGGCCUAUAGCGGUCAUUUUUUAAAAAGGUAUUUUAAAAUUAAAAGCAAACAUCUUCCGCCUAUCCACCUGUCCCGGAUAAGGUAUAUUUGGACAGUGAACGGAUUUAACUCUCUUGAAUGCAUUUGAGCUCUUCGCCGAAGAGCCUUUCUUGCUCCAGGCAUGAUAUCGUUUUCACCAGAUGUUCACUGACUUUGUGCCUUUGAGGUGAGACAUGGGGUCUCUUAGAAGCGUCUCUGCAUCUGCAUUUCAGGGGAUGAGCUGCUGUCCCUGGUGGACGGAGGCGGCCUCUGCCAUGGUCACCAUGAUGACCUACAAGUGUUUAUUGAGUCCCUUGGGGGCACCCAGAAUACCACCUAGAAUAGCAAGAAGACCCAGUCCCCGCCUUGCGGAGGAUGCACUCGCACCCCACAGCAACCCAUUCUCGCCUCUUCCUUGGCCAGGAACCCAGGGCUCCAGGACUGCCCGCUGUUGCUGUGUCCUGCGCAGCCACAGGAGGCUUCCUGAAAGGCAUUGCUCGGAGGGGCGGGAGCAGGGAGGCCUGGCCUGCCCCACAGACACAGCUGUGCAGCCUGGGUCGUACACACAUCGGCAAGCAGCUGCCGAGACAAAUAGUGGUGGGAAGUCCUGGGGACACACACAGCCUUUGCAUUGACAGCAUAGUAGGAUCAGAGCCCAGGUGAGUCCCUGGGGAUACCAAGGCCUUCCCUUCCUGAAACCGGGAAAUCUCCAUGUCUCUCCUAGGAGCCUGGCCCCACUGUAGAAAUCCCUCCUCUUCCUCCACACCCUGUCCUUUCCCCAAAGCCUCGGUUGUCAGUUCCAGCUACCCAUCGACUUCCCCACUGAGCUGCUGCCCUCAAAACGGAGGGGGCACUGCCACCUCCUUGAGCCUGGCAUCCCAGGCCUUGCCAAAGGGGACGGUGGCUUCCUGGAUAAUCGGCAAUCUCUGAGAAGAAGAGGAAAUGCCUGAGUGACACUCAGCUGUCCUCUGGGGUCCCCUGGUAUGCAUGCACAUCCUUCUGAAUACCUGUAUUUCCAAGAGGUGGUCUCCUGUUUUCAUAACCCGACACUCUGAGAUGGGAUCUUCGAACUUUUUAGCCCUGGCUGUGGAAAGAUAGUGAGUACGAAGUCUUUGUGCAUUUGGAAGUGACAUCGCUGUGUGAAUUAUGAACACAGAGAGCUUCCAUCUUCCUGAUCACAGUAGACCACGACCGCAAAGCCUCCUCUCCCAGAGACCCCUUCUGCACCUGCCCUCCCCACCCACCACCCAGCUGUUGAAGCUCAGCAUGUGCAAGUCAGACCCUGCACAGGCUGGGGGUGUCUCACCUGGCCUAAACAUAAAGGCUUGUGCCGGAGACAGUGAUUGAAAACAUUUGAAAAGCCAGCUCUCCCUGGCAGAGAAAGACACUUCCCCCGAAGUGGAAUCUAGACGUCUUUCCCCAGUCCAUCAAGAAGUCAUUUUUGUAACAGUCUCUAAGCAAGUGUUCUCAAUUAGAAGAGUUUAGUGGCUGUUGGUGUUGUUAAAUAAUAAUAAUCCUUCUAGCAUCCAAAACUUUCUAACUUUUUUUCAGGGAGAUUUGGACAUUAAUGAAUGGAAACUUCCAUGGUGGCGGUCACUCCUGAAGGCAGCGGCUUCCAUUCUCCCACUGCUCUAACUCUGUGUGUUCCGUCUACCGUGUCACAGUGCCGCUGGAUCUAGAUGGAACCACUCUUGUUGUUUUUAAGAGAAAUAAAUUCCUUAAUUGAAAUA
Macaca mulatta (Rhesus monkey) is the source of this 6988-nucleotide messenger RNA. RefSeq names its product G protein-coupled receptor kinase 5 (gene GRK5). The record is from RefSeq and is a predicted model, not a curated record. Gene Ontology annotation, biological process: regulation of signal transduction; protein phosphorylation; signal transduction. Gene Ontology annotation, cellular component: cytoplasm. Gene Ontology annotation, molecular function: G protein-coupled receptor kinase activity; ATP binding. NCBI's taxonomy places the organism in Eukaryota, Metazoa, Chordata, Mammalia, Primates, Cercopithecidae.